This is a messenger RNA of Triticum aestivum (bread wheat), 966 nucleotides long. RefSeq lists its product as uncharacterized. The record is from RefSeq and is a predicted model, not a curated record. Lineage: Eukaryota; Viridiplantae; Streptophyta; Magnoliopsida; Poales; Poaceae. The transcript has 5 exons. Bases 190 to 756 code for a protein of 188 amino acids.
ACUAGUAUAAGGCUUCCUCUUCCUUUACAUACUUAUACGACAAGCAAAAAGAAGAAGAAAUCCAUCUAGGUCUCGGCGGCGAAGGAAGUUUGAUCUCAUCUCCCGCGAUCUGCCGAUCUCCUCCUUCCUUCAUCUCCCUAGCUAUCUCGCUCCAGUUACAGUACAGGAGCGGUCGACCCAUCGGUGGCCAUGUCGCCGAUAUAUGGAGAAUUUACCAUUAACGACUAUGCCGGACUGCAGACAUUGGAUGAUUCCGCUUCAAAGGAGUUUCAGGAGUUCCAGGAUUUCUGGCUUGCUUGCGCCCAGCGCCAAAUGAGCCUCAGGCCCGCGUCGCCGUCCCAUGAGCAGCUGAUGAAGCGCAAACAAGAGCGUAAUCGCAAGAGUUUGAUUAUAGCGCUCAACACAUAUGCCAAGCAAAAUAAUAUGCAGAUUAAUGAUUUUGAGUUUGUGGAAGAGAAAGAAAGGAAUCUGGUUUCUGGAAUGCUUGGAGGAUAUGUGCAUUCCAACUUUGUGGUGAAAGGUGUAGAUGGCAGACCAACUUUGUUCUUUGCUGAGAUGGAGCAUGACUGCUUCCAGGAAGAACAUGUUGUUCUCUGCACUCCGUUGGAAGACAAGGACUCUGGUUGUUGUUUCGGGUGCAAUAAGCGAGCAAGAAAGCUCAGGCACCCCACAUGCGGUGGCUACUUGGGUGGACUCGAGGAUGUGCCGUUUCCUUACGUGGAGGAGGAUAGUGAUGAUGAGUGCUUUCUUGAAUGAGUCUAUAUAUAUGUUUCCAACAAGACAGAGCUGCAAAUUUGGUCUAGUCUAUAUGCUGAGAGUGCGUGAGAAGAAGACGGGUCGGUGAUUUGGUAACAGCAUGCUGUGACUAGUAGGGGCCGAAGCAUAUGUACCUUUAUUAAGGUUAAUAACUAGAUGCCUAAAAGAAUGUAAUGUUAACUAGAAUCAUGCUUGUGACAAUUUUGUUUU